CGAGACUGUAUGAUGCUGAUACUGUUGGAGUUUCAUCAUAAAAUUUACCAAAUAUUUUUCCAUCCUUUAAGUGAGAAAUAGUAAGUCCCCGGAAUAACGAAAAACAUGAUUAGGAUCAGGGAGUAACGGAAUUUAUCAGUAAUACGAUAUGUGAAUGAAGCACGAUCAGCUGCGGCGCAGCUCGGAGCUCCUGAGGCUGACAAGUAGCGAGAUGAGAUUUUCCGUAAAAAGCAGUAGUAUUUUCCCAUUUCGUAUAUGAUGUCUUGCGGAGGAUCAGUGGAAUGAAGGAAUAUGAAGUCGUGUGACGCUGUAGCCAAACCGACUCAGAGAGACAUGGAAGCAAUAUGGCUGUAUCAGUUCCGACUGAUUGUUAUUGGCGAUUCUACGGUGGGAAAGUCGUGUCUGAUUCGGAGGUUCACCGAGGGACACUUUGCCCAAGUGUCUGAUCCUACAGUUGGGGUGGAUUUCUUCUCACGUCUGGUCGAGGUAGAGCCGGGAAAACGGAUUAAACUUCAGAUCUGGGACACUGCGGGACAAGAAAGAUUCAGGUCUAUAACAAGGGCCUAUUACCGUAACUCAGUGGGUGGGCUCUUGCUCUUUGACAUCACCAACCGACGAUCCUUCCAGAAUGUGACCAAUUGGCUGGAGGAGGCACGCAGCCACGUUCAGCCACACAGCAUCAUCUUCCUCUUGGUGGGGCAUAAGUGUGACCUGGAGGCACAGAGGCAGGUCAGCCAGCAGGAAGCUGAGAAGCUGGCUGGUGCCUGUGGCAUGCGCUACGUGGAGACAUCAGCCCGCGAUGCCAUAAACGUGGAGAGGGCUUUUGCGGACCUGACACGGGACAUCUUUCAGUUGGUCAAGAGCGGUGACAUCGCUAUCCAGGAUGGCUGGGAGGGAGUAAAAAGUGGGUUUGUGCCCAACAUGGUACACUCCUCUGAGGAGGUCACCAAGAGUGACCGCCAAUGCUUCUGCUGAUGCUCCCUUUUCAGGUCCUCGCUCCCGCUACAUUCCCACCAACCCUAGCUGUGCCCUCUACCUUUUUCCACCUUCUACCUCUAAUUCUUCUCACAAUCAGGUCAAGCUUCUGUUCGCCAUUUACACUGGCAGAUCCUUCUGUAUUAACCUGUUUUUAGCAGUCCAGCCUCUUUCUGUUGGACUGAAUUAUCAGCACCAUGUGAGCAAUCAGCCCUUUUCUCCGUUUCGGCAGCAAAAGUCAGGAAAUGGACCUUUACAGCCUUAUUUCCAUUGAGAGAAGGCCACAUCUGUACUGUUGGACACUUGUCAGAGGACAGCUUCAUAUUUCCUGGAAUAUGUAUCUGGUCUUGCCAUGUUCUUUUCUUUGCAAAGAUUAACACAGAAAUGUGCAUUGUACAAAAACUCGUUACUCAAACACUCAAUGUCACAGACAGUCAAACAAACUGUGUUUUGUGAUGAAAUGAUGUCAGGCAAAGGAAGUCGUAGUGCAAGGUGAAGAAUGUGGGAAAAGCACAGCAUCUGAUCACAUUUGAUGGAGGGAAACUACUUGUAAGAUGUUAGCGCAGCCGCGCUGUGAAACAUUGCGUGGCCGAGAGACAUACGUGGGAGAGUUGGUAUUUGAGACACUAGUCGUGUCUUCAUCAUCUCACUGGAUGGUUAAGAAACUGUAAGAAUGUACAAGAAGGCUUUCUGAGUACAGCAUCUGGCUCACUGGCAUUCAUUG
This is a messenger RNA of Scleropages formosus (Asian bonytongue), 1699 nucleotides long. RefSeq names its product ras-related protein Rab-39B-like. NCBI's taxonomy places the organism in Eukaryota, Metazoa, Chordata, Actinopteri, Osteoglossiformes, Osteoglossidae. Gene Ontology annotation, molecular function: GTPase activity; GTP binding. Gene Ontology annotation, biological process: Rab protein signal transduction. The record is from RefSeq and is a predicted model, not a curated record. The transcript is spliced from 3 exons. The coding region runs from base 292 to 975 and encodes 227 amino acids.